GUAGCUUCUGAUUCCUUCGUCCAGGUCUGACUUCAGCUGUGAGACAAAGCAUGAUAGCGUCGGAGUCUGGUGGCAGCGAAGAUGUGGACUCCAGCAUCAAGGCACAGCUGGAGGACGAGGUUAUCCGGGAGGCUCUCACCUCGGGCACAGACCUGCGGCAGUACUCGCAGUCGGUGGAGAAGGAGCUGCGACAGCUGGAGAACCUGAGCAUCCAGGACUACAUCAACAAGGCCCAGAACAUCGCCACACUCCACCAUCAGAUCACAGAAUGCGACUCCAUACUCGAGAACAUGCAAGGGAUGCUGGAGGGCUUCCUGACCCACCUGUCCACCAUCAGCCAAGAGAUCCAGUCCCUCCAGGAGCAGUCAGCCUCCAUCAACGUCCAGCUCACCAACCGGAAGCAAGUCCACAAGGAAAUGUCCACCUUCAUCGACCAGCUAAUGGUUCCGGAAGUCAUGAUCCAUCACAUCCUCAACACUCCCGUCACUGACAACCUCUUCAUGCAGCAGCUCAAGGCUCUCAACCAGAAGAGUAAAUUCAUCAAGGAACAAAACUUUAGAGAUGCCCAUUCCUGCCAGGACGUACAGGACAUCGUGGAUAAGCUCACCGUGAAGGCGGUCUCAAAAAUAAGGGAGUAUCUACUGCAGAAGGUGUACCAAUUCCGAAAGCCUCUCUCCAACUACCAGAUACCACAGAACGCCAUGAUUAAGCACAAAUUUUUCUUUGAGUUUCUGUUGCUGCACGCCAGGACCAUAGCAGCUGAAAUACACGAUGAGUACGUUGAGACCAUGAGUCGAGUGUACAGCUCCUACUUCCAGUCCUACACCAAGCAGUUGUGGAAGCUGCAGUACGAGGAAGGUGUGACCCGAGAUGACCUGAUGGGUGUGGAGGACUCUCGCUCCGGCGCCUUCUUCACCAAGAGUCUCAAGAGCCGAGGGACGGUCUUCACGCUGGGGACGAGGGACUGCGUGCUCUCCCCGGCCGGCCUCACCCAGGACAUCAUCGUGCCGCACACCGCUGGCAAAGGGGAGACGAAGUAUGCCUUCGAGGUCCUGUUCCGGAGCCAGCAGUACGCCCUUAUGGAUAACGGCUGCCGGGAGUACAUCUUUUUAUCCGAGUUUUUCAUGGUGCGUGAUGCAGACGCCAUGAAGCUCUUCACGACUGUCAUGGGGAAGACUCUACAGCAUGUCCAGAAGGAGGUUUGUGGAGUGGUGAUGGGCUGUUACGACUCCAUUGCCUUGUACCUGUGUGCCCACCUCAUCCACCAGUACCGUCUGCUGUGCCACAAGAGAGCCGUGCCUGCCCUCGACAAUCAUUGGGAACAGCUGCUACAUAUGAUCUGGCCGAGGUUUGAGUAUGUGGUGAAGAUGAACAUUCAGAGCAUCCAGUCCUGUGACCCGUCGAAAAUGGCAGCGCUGGAUAUGCGACCACAUUAUAUCACGCGCCGUUAUGCUGAGUUCAGUGGCGCCGUGAUGGUCUUGCACGAGAAGUUUCCCCUCGAGGGCGUGGACGGACUCAUGCUGCAGCUCCAGGACGAGGUGGAGAAGGUUAUCCUCAAAAUGGCCGCAGUGUUCCAAAAUAGAAAGGACCAGCUUAUCUUCCUCAUCAAUAACUACGACAUGAUGCUCUCAGUCCUCUCGGAAAAGACCAGAGAGGACAGCCGGGAGUGUGAGCGCCUGAAAGAGUUACUGGGGCAGCGCACGGGGGAGUACAUCGAGGAGGUCCUGGCGCCUCACUUCGGGGGCAUGCUGACCUUCGUGCGGGAGACCGACCACCUCAUCGCCAACAACAGCACGGAGGCUCUCAAGGACUAUGAAAAGAAAGUCGUUCCUCUCGUCAGGUCCUUCUCGGCCACCUGGAAGAAGUCCAUCGAGCGGCUGAACAACGAGGUGAUGCAGUGCUUUACCAACUUCCGCACGGGGACGGUGGUGCUGCAGCGCGCCCUCGAGACCCUCAUCACCGCCCACCACACCUUCAACCGCACGCUGGCCCACUCAGCCUUCAACCACCUCAACAUCAAGGCGGACAUUGUCAACUCUCACCACCUCAUAGUAGAAGCCAAAAAAUACAAACCGACUUUUUAGGAGCGAAGCGUCGGUAAGUGGCGUCAUUAUCUCAUCAUUUCUUGGACAGGUUUUGAGUGUGUUUAAGUUUGUGAUGUUGUUAAGGCUGUGGUUAUACUAUGGACUCAGAACCAGAUUAUAUUCCCCUCAGUUUUCCACCUUCCCACAUUAAGAGGCUAUUACACUGGGCAAGCUUUCCGUGGAUCUUCAGUCAAACCACGAUUUCCGCUGGUGUCGUUCUCAUAUUUCCGUGGUUUUCUGACGCGUCCACGAUCUUCCAAAGCUACGGUAGAUUUCACCGAAGGACGACGGUAUUACUCGCCAUCAGCAGCAGCAAUAACAAGAAACAAAUGAGAACCACGCCAGCGGAAAUCGUGGUUUGACCGAAGAUCCACGGGAAAUUUGCCCAGUGUAAUAGCCCCUUUAAUUGAGCAUCGCAAGCUUUAGUCGUCCUGUCACUGGGUAAUGGGUAUUUGAUAAAGGUACAUCAUCAUCAUCAUCCUCCCCAUCACUAUAAUCACUGUUUUCCUACACUGAUCAGGGCAAGGGUUCAGAUUUUAGGUAUUUAAGGUGUUGUUUUUGACCCUUCAUACUUUUUUUCCUUCCUACUUUCCCGAUCAUUGUUUUUGUCCCUUCGUACUUUUCUUUCUUCUUACUUUCCCAAUCAUUGUUUUUGACCCUUCCUACUUUUUCUCCUUCCUACUUUCCCAAUCAUUGUUUUUGUCCCUUCGUACUUUUCUUUCUUACUUUCCGAUCACACUAUUACCACAUGAAGCAAAAAGAACAUAUCCCUUUCCUUACAUUCCAUAAAGACCUCAGUUUCCAUUCCCCUGCAUCUCUCGGCCCAACAAUAGCUCUGCUGGAGUGUAAGAUAAUGAAACUUGAUGUAGAAAUGAUAGCAUUAUAUUUAUACUCAAAUCAUGCCAAGGAGAGGAUAGGCAGCCUGUUCACAUAAGAUUAUUAUAAAAGAUACUAAUUUAGUAUCACAUGUUUGGUUACAUUUUUAACCUAUAUAAGGAGUAGGUUCUACUACUGAGGUUAGGAUGAUCAAAUGAUAAAAGUUUAAAUGUAAUGUAAAUAAAACAAAUUCCACAUCAUAUUAUAGAUACACAAAAGGCAAAAAUAAUAUAAUGUAACAAAAGUUUUAAGUGAUUAAUUAACCCGGUAGCAGCGGGGAUCAUGUUUCUUAAAGGUCCCUCUAAGCGAGAAAAAUUAGAAAAAAUCAUCUUUCACACAAACCAUUUUAAAAUAUAUAUCAACGCAUUUGUGAUCAAUUUAUGCAUCAUCUAUUUUUGGGGGUUUAUAUCAUGGCACAAAUUUGGCCUGUCACUGCUACACGGUAAAGCCACAAAUUUGGCCCGUCACUGCUACACGGUAAAGCCACAAAUUUGGCCCGUCACUGCUACACGGUGAAGCCACAAAUUUGGCCCGUCACUGCUACACGGUAAAGCCACAAAUUUGGCCCGUCGCUGCUACCGGGUUAAAAGUCAUGAAGCCUCCUGUAGCUGUCAUCAUGAACAAAUAAAUGUCUAAUUGAUU
Molecule: messenger RNA, 3602 nt
Organism: Eriocheir sinensis (Chinese mitten crab)
Lineage: Eukaryota; Metazoa; Arthropoda; Malacostraca; Decapoda; Varunidae
Gene: Vps52
Product: vacuolar protein sorting-associated protein 52 homolog
Exons: 13
Coding region: 51-2084 (677 amino acids)
Biological process (GO): retrograde transport, endosome to Golgi; endocytic recycling; Golgi to vacuole transport
Cellular component (GO): GARP complex
Molecular function (GO): syntaxin binding
Source: RefSeq, a predicted model, not a curated record